Gamsiella multidivaricata is the source of this 963-nucleotide messenger RNA. RefSeq lists its product as uncharacterized. Lineage: Eukaryota; Fungi; Mortierellomycota; Mortierellomycetes; Mortierellales; Mortierellaceae. The transcript is spliced from 2 exons. The record is from RefSeq and is a predicted model, not a curated record. The coding region runs from base 1 to 963 and encodes 320 amino acids.
AUGGUUCUGCGAUUGUGGCAAGUGGAGCUAGGAACUGACGAUCUGGAUGCAUUCGGCAAAACUCUUGAGCAGAAGGAGCUCUCAGAUAUGGUUUCUGAAAGGAUCCACCGCCUCAUUUCAAGAUGUCUAGAUCCUGAGCAGAGAUGUCAGUUCGGUGUGGCCUCACGUAACGCAUUCAUCUUCCUCAGAGACACGGCUUUCUACCUGGAGUUGGCCAACGCUAUCAAGGUUGGAGAUGUGGGACGUAUUGAGAUCAACACCACAGGAAAAGCGGGUGGAUGGAUUCCCACGGAUUUAUAUCAGGAGCAUAACAACCUCUUGAUCAAGGUUGUGCAUUCAGCAAGGGCUAGCUCUACACCCUGGGAGACAAUGACGACCAAAAUUGCACCAAACAUCGAGAUUUUUUCAGAGGUCAAGAGAAUAAUUCCAGCAUUGUUCAAGGCUCCACGGAAUAAUAAUUGGCACAACCCCGUUCCAGUAGAUAUCGACAUCAACAAGGUCAUUGUGACGCUAAGGGAGUCUGGUAUCUUUGAAGCGGAGCAAGGCGACGAUGAUCUAGACUGCACGAUGGACACCAAACCAGUGAGAGAUCUCUUCGACAUUGGUAAUGAAAACAUAUGUUCACUUAAAAAGUUCCGUAUGUUCCGGGCUCGCAACCAAAACUCCAACAGCUAUCCGAGUUAUCAUACCUCAGAAUGUGGCAGUCCAUACAGUAGUAAUGAUGGACCACAGCAAUACAACAUCCUGCCAUAUUUACAGGAUAUCCAACAAGACGAACUCCCGGACAUGGAUACACAGAGCAUCUGCUCCAGCAACCCAAGCGAUCUGGACUGUGAUGAUGGCGCUACCUUUGAGAGCUAUAUUGCUACAAGCGAGGAGCUGGAACUAAGUGCUGUGGAGGAGUACUUAGAUCCUACUGAUAAUAACGAGGACCAAGUUGAUGAAGACUUUGAUGACCUUUGA